This is a messenger RNA of Phycomyces blakesleeanus NRRL 1555(-), 1794 nucleotides long. RefSeq lists its product as hypothetical. Lineage: Eukaryota; Fungi; Mucoromycota; Mucoromycetes; Mucorales; Phycomycetaceae. The record is from RefSeq and is a predicted model, not a curated record. Bases 1 to 1623 code for a protein of 540 amino acids. The transcript is spliced from 12 exons.
AUGCCAAAAUAUAGUACAAAGCAGCAAGCAAUUGAUGCCUUGAAGAAAUCGCAUAAAAUCAGGGAAUUUAUCGUGAAAAAAAAAACACUGGUAGAGUCUUUAUCAGCAAGUGCAGACGAGCUUAUUAAAGAUAUUUUAGAAGUAAUCAAAAAGGAAGUUAAUAUAAAGUUGGAGCAGAUGGCUGCCGCGAAGGAGCUUAAACAAACACUUAAAGCCAAUAAAUACAUACACAAGGUUGACAAUGUAUUGCCAGAUGUUGAGUACAGGGAAAGAGCACUUGACUUCUUCGAGAGUCUAGAUGCCUACAGGUUCAAAGAAGAAAUCAGAAUGUGCAAAGAUUAUUCUAUAAAUGCUAUAAAAAUCUAUGAAUUUUACCUUGUCAGCUUUACUCGCAUGCCUUUUCUUUUGAUCCCAAUUAGCCACUUUUAUUAUAGUGACAGACAUUUUCGCAGUACCUGUACUGAUUCUGAACUAAUUAAUCGUAUCCAAUAUAACUUGUACCUAUAUAUUCAUAAAUGCACUAUAUCAAUAUCUGGUUAUCCAGAAGAUCAUAAAGAGUUGCUGUCCUUAGAGUGUGGCGCAAUCCUGCUGAAUAUUUUACUAUUUAUUGGCCUUCUUACGCGUAUCGUGUCUUUCUCUUUCUUUCACCUACUUAUAUUCCCAGAGUCAGACAACACCAGCCUGGAACAAAUAGAAUUAUUUCAUGCUGGCAAAAAGAUCACGAUUUGUGGUCCGUGUAAUGGAGAGGUAUAUAUAGCAGCCUCACCUAACCGCAGUAGAGUCCACAUGAAUGCAGCUAGCUCUGACAAGCAUAAGACGUCAAAUAUUUGCCAUUCAGAUACAGCACUAAGAACUGCGAUAAAUUUAGUGAAAAGAAAUAGUAUAUCCAAGAAGUGUUCCAGAGACAGUGUAACUAGGCAACAAAAGCAGACAAACUGCUUUAGGAGGAUGGGUCGAAUACGUAUUCAACUGGCUAGAGGAAGAAGUGUAGCCCCAGUUGUACCAAAAGGUACAAAGAGAAAGUUGGAUGAGUUGGAGGAGCUUGCCGAGUUGGCAAUGGAGUACCGCCGUGUGUACAAGCGCACGGCGGUUAACAAACCGUUCAAGAAGUCUCCCCUCGGUUGUGAAGAAGACGGGGAUCUCGGGCAGGCGCCAAAGAAACCUGCGCAAGUACUUUCAGUUGGUGCGGUAACCACUGGAACGAAGCGGGGCUGCCCCGAGGACUUUGACGAAGACGAACGCGUCCCAAAGCGCGUCCUUCGUCAGAUCCUCGCUGAUUACGAGGAACCCGUCCAGAAGGGCAAGACGGGCCUUCCAUUGUCGAAGGCCCUCUACAGACGGGUUCUGAGUCAGGAGACCCAGGCGGCGGCGGUCCUGGCUAUCACAGGGUGCCUCCACCCUAGAAAGUGUGAGGCAGUAAAGCCAGAAGAGGACGCCGCCGCUGUUACCGCCGUCUUCCAGCAGAAACAGAAACAAAAUCCGAAACCUGGAUCAGUAUUAGGAUCAGUAUUAGGAUCAGUAUUAGGAUCAGUAUCAGGAUCAGUAUCAGGAUCAGUAUCAAGAUCAGUAUUAGGAUCAGUAUCAAGAUCAAGAUCAAUGCCAGGGUCAUGGAUAAGGAUAUGAUUAGGAUCAGGGUCAGGGUCAGGGUCAGGACCAGAAGGAAGGAAGGAUAGAUAAAAUAAAAAAAUUAGAAUGUAUAUAUAUAUAUAAAUAAAUAAAUAUUAUUUAUUUUAUUAUUUAUUUUAUUAUUAUUAUUAUGAGAGAAAUAUAUCUAUUUUACAAUUGCGGCAACAU